This is a messenger RNA of Physella acuta, 1021 nucleotides long. RefSeq lists its product as uncharacterized. The record is from RefSeq and is a predicted model, not a curated record. NCBI's taxonomy places the organism in Eukaryota, Metazoa, Mollusca, Gastropoda, Physidae.
AGGAAAUAUUUUUUUUAUAUAUAAAAUAAAAUUAGAUUCUGUGUUGAUUUUUCUAAUUUGAGCUCAGGAGAUUUAUGUAUAAAUUUAGCAUCACCUAAGUGACAGUUCAAUUUCCCAAAGGAAAAUUACACGAAAAAAAAUAUUUCGUAAAGGAAACCUACUAAAUUGUGUUCGUUUAGCGUUGGAAUCGGAAAUUCUAGAAAAUUUGUGUUUUCUUAUGAGUUCUGCUUUGAAGGAUGCCACACGUAUUGGAGGUGGAGGAAUCGUCAGAAAUUACUUUUAGCUAAAAAUUAACUCUAAAAUAGCAAUGUUGAGUUUACAAACUCUUACCACCAAUACGGAAUUGAAUUAUUCACGAUGCGUGGAAAUUAGAGUUUUUUGCAAGAUUGCUACAAGAUCAUAGAACUAUGGAAGUAGGAUAAUAAAAGGAUUACAAAUAUUACCCCGGGAUGAUUAGUGUAGUUGUUCAACUUUUUAGAAAAGAUUUCUCGAAAAUUUCAAUGCUGUCACCCCUCACUGAAGGAAUAGACUCGUCCAGCUCGCCCAAACAAGAACGGAUUAUUUCACAAAAAGGGAAGGUAGCUCCUCUCGUCUACGAAGCUCAAGAGUAAUUCGUUGGUUUAAGGUAGCACGUGAUCUCACUACGUCACUUCCAGGAUAAAACCCCGCCCCCUCGUUUAUGCCUGGAUAUAAAUAUAAGAAUAUGAAUAUGUACGACGCUUCGGACGAGGGGGAGGGGGAUGGACAGACAGGAGAGAAUGGGGGCUCCCGUCUCCGGCAAAAAGCCCGCAACAUGAUCGGGGCCACGGGGAGCCGCCACAUCAACCAGCGGCGCCGGGCCAGCCUGGCAUCCGGUACCCCCCUGCCCCUGUCCCUAGUCCACAACCUGGAGCAGGUGGCCGAGGGGGACGAGAGCAGGAUGGGGGCGGUGGCCCGCAGGCGAGUCGUGGAUACAUCCGACCUGCGCACGUGCGCUAUACUCCAGUCCAGGCUGAAGGAGCUGAAGACGUAUCCGGAGUGA